This is a messenger RNA of Musca domestica (house fly), 546 nucleotides long. Its product is annotated as histone H1-like. Lineage: Eukaryota; Metazoa; Arthropoda; Insecta; Diptera; Muscidae. The transcript has a single exon. Gene Ontology annotation, molecular function: nucleosomal DNA binding; double-stranded DNA binding; structural constituent of chromatin. The coding region runs from base 1 to 546 and encodes 181 amino acids. Gene Ontology annotation, biological process: chromosome condensation; nucleosome assembly; negative regulation of DNA recombination. The record is from RefSeq and is a predicted model, not a curated record. Gene Ontology annotation, cellular component: nucleus; nucleosome.
AUGUCUGACGCCGCCGUUGUUGAAGCCACCGCCUCCCCAGUUGCCGCUGUUGAGAAAAAGGCACCAAAAAAAGCCGCUGCCAAAGCAAAGAAGCCAUCAGCUGCCCCUACCCACCCUCCAACCCAGCAAAUGGUUGAUGCCGCCAUCAAGACCCUGAAGGAACGUGGAGGUUCAUCAUUGCCCGCCAUCAAGAAAUACUUGGCCAGCACCUACAAAGUAGAUGCCCAAAAAUUGGCCCCCUUCAUCAAGAAGUACUUGAAAGGUGCCGUUGCCAGUGGAAAAUUGAUCCAAACUAAAGGUAAGGGUGCUUCUGGUUCAUUCAAAUUGUCUGCUUCGGCCUCUAAGGAACCCAAAGCUAAGACUGCUGAAAAGAAGAAGAAGGCCCCAGCCGCUGGUGACAAAAAGAAGAAGGCUGCCGCCCCUAAAAAGGCCGCUGGUGAGAAGAAGGCAGCUGCCAAAAAACCCUCUGCCGCCAAGAAGACCGCUGAAAAGAAGAAGGCCGACAAAACAAAGGCAAAGGCUGCCAAGGAAAACCGGUACAGUUAA